GCCACCACUCCAUCCAGCUUCACACUAGAUCGCAACAUCUUCAACGGCACCCUCUACACCCGUCUUCAUGAUUUCUGGUAUGCUGGUCUUACACCAGGAGCCUCAGUAAGCAACGCCGAAGUCGACGCAAAGUGGUGGGGAAUAGGUCAAAGUCAAGCAGACAAAGAAGCCUUUGACAAAGAGUGCAGGGGCAAUUUCGUCCAUGCCCUGCAAGCAGUUGGGCCGGAUGAAUACCCCCUGCCUCCAUUCCACAGCGCUGCUCAGGAUGUCGAGGACGCGGCGGCAAUCUCGCACCCUUUCUUACAGGAGGUCAAAGAUGCUGCGAACAAGGGUGAGCAGGAAGCGGCAGACACGUUGAUCGCAUUGUCGGUGCUGUUCGAUCAGAUCACCAGAAAUGUCUUCCGCGACGAGGCCGGUCUACGCUUGGUCUACGGACACUACGAUCGCAUCGCUCUCGCCCUCAUUCACGCCAGCCUCCGCCUCUCCCCAAACCCGGUCAACUAUCCGCCCUACGUGCUUCGCCCAGUCAUCCGACAAUAUCUCCUACUGCCACUCAUGCACUCCGAGCACAUACCCUCCCACGAUCUUUACAUGGCUCUGAGCGAAAGCGCGAGAAAAGAAGUAGAAGCCGCGGGCGACCAAGAUGCCGUCCACCAUAUCGCCAGAACGGUCGCAUUUGAAGAAAUGCAUCAGGUGCCUCUACGAAAGUUUGGGAGGUAUCCUCACCGCAAUGCGGCUCUGGGGAGGGCAAAUACGGAUGAGGAAGCCGAGUAUAUGCGGACGGGAGAAACUUUUGGCGUGCAGCAGUCUGCAAAGGAUGAAGAG
Molecule: messenger RNA, 825 nt
Organism: Neohortaea acidophila
Lineage: Eukaryota; Fungi; Ascomycota; Dothideomycetes; Mycosphaerellales; Teratosphaeriaceae
Exons: 1
Molecular function (GO): protein binding
Source: RefSeq, a predicted model, not a curated record